Messenger RNA from Porites evermanni, 9989 nucleotides. The record is from the annotation of a GenBank genome assembly. NCBI's taxonomy places the organism in Eukaryota, Metazoa, Cnidaria, Anthozoa, Scleractinia, Poritidae.
AAAAUGGCAGAUAAAGGAAGCGAUUCGGGCGAAGAAGAAGAUCCUACUAUUGCCGAGGAUGUCGUUGUUACGAAAUACAAGAUGGCUGGCGAUAUGGCAAACCGUAAGUGUGGUGUCAAGUUUUCAGUGUCUUAUUGAUUGAAUAUUCCAAAUAUGAUGUCAGCUCGUACCGGCGUGUUCGCUCUACAAACUUCCUCUUGUUUUGUCGGACCAGAAAAUCUAACAUUCUAUGCUCAUUUAUCUGUUACUCUAUUCCCUUCAUCCGUUGACGUAACCUAAUUUCCCUCCAUUCCUUGUACUUUAAGCUUGUCGCGUUGGAAAAAAAAGGGCUACAAAGCUUGAGUAAAAUUUUACCGUUAAACCAUGUACAAACGUUGUACAUUUGAUAUAACCUCGUCACGGAUGUCCUCUCGCACUCUCAUCUCGUUAUAAUUUGAUUACCUUUUUUCCUUGUCAUUUCAAAUUAUAGAAAUCGAGCUUCAAUCAUGUUUUGGAUAUUCUUACUUUAAUUAAGUAUAUCAUAAUUAAGUAAUAGCUUCUGACAGGUACCUCUCAUAUCAUAUAGGGAAUUAAUGUCACCAAUGAGUUUUAUAAUCUUAUAUAUGAAGCUGGGGUUAAGAGGAGGCUAUGCUUCGAUCUAAAACUGCAAAUGAGUCUCAAAUCUUCCAUAUUCAAUUAUUGUGGAUGAGAGAACAACAGAUGUGUCUGCUUUACAUUUUGUUAAUGUCAAGCUCGAAAAUCAGCAUAGAUAGACCUUGUCAAGGUUUUCAAUGCCAUCUUGACAAGUAGACAAAUGCGUGAGAAAUUACAGUGUUUGUAUGAGAAUCUAAUGUCGAAUAAUUUCCGUAAAAUGGCUCUUCUGAAAAAAAAAUGAUUUCUAAACUAAAGCUUCGCUCCUAAGGAUUCUAGUGAAAAAAAAUCAAGGGCAAUACAUGCACUAGAAGACCUAGAACCACUUUUUAAAAUUUUCUAUACUUUUGUCUGUGAGAAAGUCCCAGGAAAAUUACAGACAAAUAUAUGGAAAAUCUAAAGCAAGCCUCCAGAGAAAUUUAAGAUCUGGUACACCCCCAAAAUUGUUUAGGACAAUCCUUUGCUUUGUAGCUUUAGUUUACAAUUGAUAUUUUUUUCAGAACAGCUGUUUUAUGGAAAUUAUCCGACAUUGGAUUCUCACAAACACUGUAACUUCUCACACAUUUGCCUACUCGUCAAGACGGUGUUGAAAACCAUGACAAGGUCUAUAACUGUCAUCCCCAGAAUAACUAAAAAGAAGAAAAUAUGGAUUUCAAUACAGCAAUGAGUGCAAUAUGAUAAAGUGCAACCAUUAAAAUAUAAAAUGCUGAACAACUAGUCUGCAGAGUAUGGCAGUUUUCAAUGAGAUCUUGAGCACACCGACGUUUUAGCAAAAAACAAGCCUUGUACUUGUUAUACACUUUGCAAACUGGCUGGGCAGUAUUUUUCCUGUGAUACUGGUUAUUAUGCUAUAUAAGAUGGUUAACUUUUUUUAGUAAGUGGAUAAACUAUAACUACUCAAGUGAAAACCUUUGUCUUUAUUUCAUGGCUGCUCACUUCUCCAAUGAACAGCCAUUUUUUUUUUGGCAGUACUGUAUUAUUAAGCUUUUCAUGCACAGUUAUUGGCAAUUGGUUUGCUCCAAGAUGAUUAGCCAUUUGCUAUUCACCUCCAAGGAGCCAGCAUGCAUGAAAUUAGAAAUUUCCGAGGCUAGGCAGUUUUGUAGACUUGGUCUUACCAUGGAUUUUUUUUUUUGUGUUGUAUAAAAGGUAUACUUAAGAAAAUCAUAGAGGCUGCAACUGCAGAAACUACAGCACGAACCCUUUGUCAGUUAGGAGAUAACCUUAUCGAUGAAGAAACUGGUAAAGUGUAUAAAAAAGAAAAAGAACUCAAGAAAGGUAAAGUGGCGACUUUUUAUCUUGAUCUUCUUUCUCUCUCUUUUGGAGUCAAUAAUGAGGGGGUGCCAGGAAAAUAGCCCAAAGUGACUGCUGAUAAUUGGCAGUCUCCUUCCAAGUUCUUUUAUGUUUUCUUGUGAAACAAGCGAAGGAUUUCUCUUUAGAUCAGUAGUAAUCAAAUUUUGAAGAAACUCUGAGCCCAUCUUCUACCCAGCCAUUCAACUUUGGAGGUAUCUAAUUAGGGUUUGCAAAUUUCUCUCACCUCUUGAUGUCAGUUGGUUGAAAUGCUAUGCUGCGGCCAUUUAAAUGAAAUUUUCUUUCGGUAGUGGUUAUGUCUUUGUGCUGAUGGUUCUCUCUCUUUUUUUUCCAGGUAUUGCAUUUCCAACGUGCAUCUCAGUAAACAACUGUGUCUGUCAUUUUUCACCUCUUAUGAGUGAGCCGGAUAUCACUUUACAGGAUGGAGACCUUGUCAAGAUGUGAGACGUUAGCAUUUUAUUCAUUGUUAAUUCAUAUAGCUAGGGAUAAGUGUCCACGCAAACAAAGCUUGCAACUUUUUUGUAAUAGACAGUGGGCAAAGAAAGUAGUGUCCGAUAGCCCAGGACUAGUGGAUUUUGCUAUCGGGGUAGUGAAUUCUGUUCUUAACUUGCCCGACGUGCAAGUGAAGUUUUUUGAGGAACUGAAAUUACAUAAGAACUGUGUAAUCAAUCCUGCUUAUCAAAAAGUUUUUGGGGCUAGUUGAGAUGAAUUUCGAGCUAGUGCAUGCUAGCUAGCUACAGCUUGCCUGAAUGGCAAACUGUAAAACUGACUUUAAUUUCUUGCACCCGGAUAGGUAAAUAUUAGAUUUUAUCCUUGGUGUCAAAUUCUUGGCAGAGUUACUUGAGUGAUGGGUGCAGGGCUUUUGAAUACCACCAUGUCCUUUAAUUUAGUUGCCCUCAAAUUUUGCUUUCCUGGGUCAAUUACAAGUUUUCAUAGGUUUGUUUAUGUUUUUUUUUUUAAGUCCAUACCCUUACCCGGCUGUUUUCACAGGCUGAACUGGUCAGGCCUUUUUUCAAGUCCUCAUGGGUGGAGGAGAGGGUCAGCAGAUUAUUAUGACAAACCUUUUUAUGGGAUAGUCUACUGAAAUAAUCAGAGGGUAAUGAUGGACAAAGAACUUUUUGCUUCAUGCUGUGAAGUUUAUUAUUUUCCUUCUCUUCUUUCAGAGACUUUGGUGUUCAUAUUGAUGGAUAUAUUGCAGUAAUUGGACAUACAAUUGUUGUGGGAGCAUCAAAAGUAAGCUGAAAAUGCUACAUAGCUAAUUUCCUUGAUUUUUUUGGGGGGGAAGGGGUGGGGGAGUUGAGCUACUUUCCUGGAUUAUGUGGCUAGGAUACUUAUGGAAGGGGACGUAUCUUCCCCUUCCCUGUCCAGUUAAGUCUUGCCAUCUUUCCAGACAGUCUAAUAUGGCAGUGAUGGCUGAAAAAUUUUUGACAUUCUUUGGUUUCCUAAGCAGCACACAAAGGUUGUUUCCUGUCAUAUUCAGCUCAACUCACCUAAAAGGUCCUGGUGCUUUUGCAACACACUUCCUGUGAAAGUGGUGAAUCCAACCCCCAUAUGUAGUAUUAACACUUCAUUGACACCAUAAACAUUUUAUAAUAUAAUAAUGUUUCACAGGACAAUAAAGUGACAGGUCGCAAAGCUGAUGUGAUUCAAGCAGCAUACUUAGCUUCUGAAGUAGCUCAAAGACUCGUCAAGGCGGGUAAUGAGGUAAGGCAUCAUCUCAUUAUAAUAAAGGUUUGGUUCUAUCUUUUUUGUAGUAACAGCACCAGUAUUGUAAUCUUAGGCUGGGUAUCCUGUGCAUAUGCCACAAAUGUAAAUUUUUUAAAAUAAGAAAUUGCAACUUGACACGAUGUUAAAUUAUUGUUGCAGAACUAUACAGUAACAGAUCAAAUACAAAAAGUAGCAGAGGCAUUUCAAUGCAAGCCUGUUGAAGGUACUGUUAAGUAUUCUUGGUUGUUAUUAUUAGUAAAACAAAAUUAGCCUUUGUAAAUAAAUUACACAUUAAAGUGACAAGGAUGUCAUGAAAUUGCCAGGGAUUUCCCCAGCUCACUAUGAGCAUCGCCCAUUGGCUGUUUUUAUAGGGGAAAAGAGGGAAAGAGAUGUUCAAUUCCCCAAUUUGCUUAUACAACUGAGUUAGUAAGGUAGAUAGGUCAUUGUAGGAAGAUAGAGAAGCGGAGGUUUUGAACACUAGCCCUUCAUUAGUGCAAGCAAGAUCUCUGUUAGAGCUAGGUCUUAAUGGGCUACUCUAUCCCUCUAUGGUGGCCAAUCUGCCUUAUACCAAAUCUUUGUAUUUCACUCUGGCAUUAAUGCAACAGCAUACUUCCUCUAGAAACUAAACUCUUCUUUUAUUUGUUGAAUUCCCUACCUACUAAUUAUCUGGUAACUUGAAAUAUCUGUGACAGCUACUGCACCUGUGGUACAUGAAGUCACUGCACAAGUGUAACAAGCACAAGAGAUUGUUUCAAAUUUUUGGCAGCUGAUAAUUCCAUGUCUCAGUCGAGAGAGAGUGGUAAUCACCAGAUAUAAACGUAAAUGGCUUUUUACGCCUCUCAUGGAGCAGUCUUGUUCCAACUUCAGUUACCAUAUCUGUCUAGUUUUGGUUCUUGUGUAGUCGCAGUACUCUGUUAAAGUGCUAUUCAUCAAUUUCAUUGAAUAAUAUUUUGUGAAUAUUAAUUUAGUUUUAUUUUGCAAGGUAUGUUAUCGCAUCAACUGAAACGAAACAUUAUAGAUGGAGAAAAACAAAUUAUUCUCAAUCCAUCAGAGCAACUCAGGUAAUCCAUUUUCUAAAGGGUAACAUUACUGUCCAUGUCACUUUGGUCAUUAUUUUAUCCACAAAUUCUGCUUUUUGAGGAGGGAAGCAGCUUCUUUUAUAGAAAAUAGUUUAUGUUUGAAAACUAGAAGAGAAGGGGCCACAGGAUGCUUUAUAUGGACAGAACUUUUUGAUCAAUAUAAGAUUGCAAACAGCCCAUGUCUUGCAUACGUCAAGAACACAAGCAGUCAAAACAAUAAGAAGUGUGGAGGGAAGGUGAAAACAGAGAGUAAGACUAUGGAGGGAUGCAAAAGAAAUGGAACAGACUAAAAAAAAAUAUGGGUGUCUAGCUGAAGCCUCCACACCUCAUGCAAGAACCUCUUGCUGGCACUUUACACCUUGCGAAACCAAUUUUGAGAUAAAAAUGCCUUUUUUGUAGUCUAUAGAAUAUAUCUGCUAUUAAUAUCUUUUAAAAGUGAGCAGCUGAAGUCAAUUUCACACAAUAUUUGUCUGUAAACUGUUUCCCCUAAGACUUCGAUUUUUGCCAAUCAAAAAACAAGUUGAACUAUCUUGGUGAGAUUCCACUGCACUGGGUUUUACUAGGCUUUGUUCUUGUUAAAAAGGGUUUGCAGCAGAUUUUCAGUUGAAUUAAGAUUUUAGUUCAAUGUUUUUGUCUGUCUUUUUUUUACCUAUUUUUGCCUGGCCAUUUCGACAGAAUGUAAGUAAUUAGAGUUGUGUUGUUUUGACAGGAAGGACCAUCCCAAAUGUGAGUUCGCUGUACAUGAUGUGUUUGCAGUCGACAUCCUUGUCAGCACAGGAGAUGGGAAGACUAAAGAUAAAGACACCCGAACAACAGUUUACAAGAAAACUGAAAAUGCAUACAGCUUGAAAAUGAAGGCAUCUAGAGGUAUGCAGACUUUAAAAAAAUGUAUAAUACCGGGUAACUAAAGUACUAUACUAUUAAUUUUGAAGCCCAGUCGGCUCUAAUCCUAUGUGGGUUACUGUACAAUGUAAAUGCUUAAAUGUGUGAGUUGUCCUGGAAAAUUUACCAUCCAUGGAUUACAUUUAGCACAUACAUGAAUGUUAAGCCCCUCAACCAAGGCAUUCUUUCUUGCCAGGACUAUAGCAUAGCGAAAAACAAGGCUAGCAAAAACCAUUUUAAUUUCACAUAGAUCAUUUAAUUUACAUAUGGUUUUUGAAAGUAAUAUUUUCUUGGACAAGUCUCUAAUGAUUAUUGCUUUGGACUCCUCAUUGACCUCCCUCUCUCCCAUACACACAGUGUUACUAUAUAUCUCCAGCCACAAUUGGAGUCUUCGCUGUCACACUUCUUUCACCUACAUAUGACUUCCCCCAAGCUGUACCCUGUGCUUUCUGCACUUAGCUUAGUUGUAUUUGAGUAUGAUGUCCAGGCUCAUCCCUGCAGGCUGGGGUCACUAUGUUGUGUUCUUGGUCAAGACACUUUACUCCCAAAGUGCCUUGCUCCACCUGGGUGUUUGAAUGGGUACCAGCAAAUGCUGAGGUGAACCCUGCUAUGGAUUAGCAUGCUGUUCUGCAGCGGGGAGUAGAAAUAUUUCUAGCUGCUUCGUGCUUUGGAAACUGGGAUAAGUCACCUGGCUAAAACCCCAACUGGCUUUGAGGCACAGUUUCAUAAACUAUUUGGAACUAUUCUUAAAUGACAUCUUUUUGUUGCAGUUUUCUUUAGUGAUGUGUGUAACAAAUUUACCAGUAUGCCUUUUACACUUCGGUAAGUAUUCUGUUGCUUGUUUCUGGUUCCCAUCCUGCUUUUUCUGAUUUUGACUCCUGAUUUCAAUUGACCAGGAUGAUCAAAGGAUUCUUUGGGGUUUGAAAUUUUAGAUACUGGAAUUUCUUUGGGUGGCUUGAUUUGAUUAGAGUUUUUUUGGGGUAUUCAAAAUAAUGUGAAGUAGUGCCUGUGUAUCCCAGUCUGUGUGCCUGCGUGGUUAAGCGCCUGUGUAUAGCAAGCACCUAGGCAACAAUGGAAAGAGGGAAAAGGCAUCUUCCCAUAGUACCCCACCCACUUUCUUAUUAUUUGUAAUCUUUCAACAGAGCAUUUGAAGAUGAGAAGAAGGCAAAAAUGGGUGUAGUGGAGUGCAGGCAGCACGGUCUUGUAGAACCCUUUAAUGUCCUUUGGGAAAAAGAAGGUUAGUUCUGGGCUUAAACUUUAAGCUUGCACAUUAUUGCAGCCAAGAAGGGAUUUUAAACUUGGACUGAAGGGAGGGAACAUAACCCAAGUUCAGACAGAGAUAGUAGAUAUUGAUUGCCUUGCUGUUCCUUUUCUCAAGUUAACUUAAGAUUUGGCCAUUUCAUGUCUUAGUUCUCCAGAGAUUGCAUAUAAAUAUAAGUGUGAAGCACAUGCAGAGUUUUUGUUUUGCUUUUUUUAAGUCCCAGUUGCCAUCGCUGUCAUCUUUUCAUAAUACUCUUCUCUUCGUGAUCAUUGACAUUUUUCUCUUUUCAGGUGAAUAUGUAGCACAGUUUAAAUUCACACUGUUACUAAUGCCCAAUGGCACAAGCAGGUGAAUAAGAGUUUGUCAUUACUUUGUAGUUGCCCUGUAAGUGGUCCUGUGAUUUAACCAUUGCUGGACAUUAUUUUGAAACCGGCUAUCUUGACAUUAAAAAAAAAACUGCAUAAAACCAUCAAGGAAAAAUUAAAAAGAAAAGGAAAGACAAAAAAGUCACCUGUUCAGGCGCCAGUGUUUUUAGGGCAAAGGAACAAAUCUCGAGGAUGCGCAAGAGGAGAAAAGGAGAGGGUGCCCCUUUGUGUGUUCCCCUCUCGCAGCCUGAAUAAAAUAAUUACUGGCACCUGCUAUGCAGGCUAACAAAAAAGGCACAGGUGGACAAUAUGAAAGAUUAACAGGUUAAUAGACUUUGCUGAUGAGUGGGUGGUUUUGCAUUGCUCUAUGCAGUGUACCAAACAGAAAACACCUCAAGAAAGUAAUGGGCCAAAUUUUGGUGGCAGGGAAACACUCUAAUCUUGGGGUAAGGGAACCAGGAGAGAAGCCAUCCUGGGGGAAGUCAAGAUCAAGUGGUACCGCGGGUAACCACCCUGGACAGGAGUCCUGAUCAGUCUCCAGGGUGGGGGAGGGGGCGCAGGAGUCCCAUAUCCCCUCAUCUCAAGGAACUAAGGGGAACCAGAAGGGGGGCCCUCCUGGGUGGAGAACGGAUCAGGCUGGUCCAUUCUCUAGGGCCUGGUUCCUUGUUUAACCCAGGAUUAAGCAAAAUUUUAAGCAAGGGUUUUCUUGUAUAAGAACAUGUAACUCCAGCUUACAAAAUACUGUUUGGGCUUUACUCCAAAAUACAGUAAUGAUAGCACAAAAUGUGACUCUGAGCAAUUCAUAGGAAGGUAAAAUACAAAAAUGGAACAAGAUUUUAAUACUGGAUUAGUGCUAAUCGGCCUUUUAGGAACUGGGCCCAGGUUAGCAUUUCUUCAAACUUAAUCAGUCCCUGCCAUCUCUGACUUUGAAUUACAAGGAGUUACCUGCGAUUUUGUCACUUAAAUUAUUUCUUUGCUAAUGGUAAUUUCCGUAGCUAGUAAUACACUGGAGUUGUGGCCAAUUUUUGGCAAAACUAAACAAAAUUGACAAACUGCCAUAAUUUACACCAUGCAACUGUUUUCUCUAGGAUAACACAAGGGCCAUUUGAUCCAGAAAUAAUUCAGUCAGAGUAUUCAAUACAAGAUGAGGAAAUCAAGGUAAUAUUUUGACGCAUACAUUAGUGAUCAUCCAAAUUUUACACAAACCUGAAUUUAUGCACUUAGUUCUUUCUAUCGUCUCUACCAAAUUAAACACAGUUUAUAUUAAUGAGAAUGAAGAGAACAAUAUAAUUUGUUGUCAGAAAUAAAAGUAGUGCUUCACUUUUUGUGCAAAUUAUCUUCAUUAGUUCUGUUAAACAGUGUCACCCCUCCCCCUCCAGUUAAUGAGUUUUCUUAAAAGGUGUCUAAUGCUUCCUACCUUAGUCUUAUUUAGAAAAGUAAUUUAACAGAACCCACUUUCCAAUCAGGAUCCAGCCCAGAGUUGGCUUAAUUAAAUCAAGGAAUAAAUUUCCUGAAAUGCGCAUCUUCCAUCCAGUCCAACACAACAGCUUGCCAGGGCAGGUUACUAUGUGGAAAGAAAGUACAAGCAGCCUAAGCCCACCUACAAUAUAAUGACAUCUUCUAAGAUCAGCCUAUUACAAGAACCGUGAACUAUUUCAGACUUUGCAGUCAGAGUACAAAUGAAGCUGCGCUGCCUAGGAAUUGGCUGAACCAUUUAUAAUCUUGUGCCUUGGACUCAAUUUGAAGCAUUGAACUGGACCUGUUAUAAUCAACAUUACACCAUUAAUUGCAAAAAACAUAAUAAGGGACCGGGAAAUAGUUAGGGUUGUAGUGUUGUAAGAGCAGCAGUAUGGAAUAGCUUGGUCUGAUGGUUUAGAUGUUAUCAAGAUGUUAUUAAAAAUUUUUGCUUUGGUCUUCGACUAUAAUUUCCAGGGUAUCCUUGCAACAUCAGCAAGUCGAAAAACACAAAAGAAGAAGAAAAAGAAGGUAAGAAAAGGAAUGUUUAAAGAGUUUGAGAGUCAUAAGUGCAUUCUGUGCACAUGCAGAGUGACUGAGUUUUAGAAUUCAUUGCACAAGUCAAGUUAUAAUUACUGGCUUAAUUUUUUUUUUUUUUUUUUCAUGAACAUGACUUAACCAAUGAGGUGCUCAAAUUGAUUUUUACAUUGAUUCAGCUCUUAGAGUCUGUUAUAACAAUGAUAAAUAUUUAACAAUAAUAUCCGAGGUUAGCUGAGUGUGAUAAUGUAGAACAGUGAGGCAGUUUUGGCGGGUAACACCCCUCCUAAGUUCCUGUGCCUGACAUCAUUCUUCAUAUUACAGGGUAAAUUUUGAAAGCCAAAUUCAGUAAUGUUGUUUCAUAAUUUUACUUAAAAUUAAUGUUUAUCUUCCAUUGUCAGCUGCAGUGGAUAGUUACAAAAAAAUUAGCCUGGAGAAUUUAUGCUAAUCAGUGACAGAGAAAAAUAAUGAUUAAUUUAAAAUGAAUUAUUUUUAUUCUGUUCUACAGGCAUCAAAUAAAGCAAGUGAUGCGGUUGCAGCAGAAACUAAGAAUGAUGCUGAAGCUGACAACUAAACUGACCACUGCCAUCUCGAUUUUGACUUUACUUCUUCUGAAGAACCAGAUUGCUUUUUUGCAACAUUCUUGUCAGACUGUCGUGAAAGUUCACCUGCAUAAUUGUCUAUUUUGUCAUCCUCUUUUUGCUGAUUGAACAACUGCCACCCAAAAAAACAACAGUAGAUUGAAUAAAGUUUGCUCUUACUCUA